UCCACGAAGCGUCAGUAACUACGCCAAGCUGGGGACAACAUUGGACCAGGACUUAAGAAGCUUUACUUUAUGUCUGCACAUACGCACCGACAUGAGGUCCACCAGCCAUCCAGGUGUGGUCAGCUAUGCUGUACAAGGACAAGACAAUGAGCUACUCUUCUUCAAUAACGGAGGGAUCGGAUUCACAUUGUACGUACACGGUAAAACUGCUGCUCUUGGUGCCUUGCCUGUUUGGAAUGGUGAGAGGCAUGCAGUAUGUGCCACCUGGCGCAGCAACGAUGGAACCUGGCAGGUCUACACUGACGGCGUUCUUCAGGCUUCCGGCUGGGGGCUGAACGUAGGAGGAAAAGUGCGCAGUGGCGGAACAUGGAUCCUUGCACAGGAUCAAGACACAGUUGGGGGAGGGUUCGACCGGAAUCAAGCGUUCAGUGGAGAACUGUCACAGGUGAACCUCUGGGACCGCGUGCUGACUCCAGCUGAGAUAGGGACAGACUUCUGUGGUCAACAUGGCAACGUGAUUGACUGGGCAACCACUGACAUCAAGGUUUUGGGACAGGCCACUAAUGACGAAUAUCGCUGCGGAUGUCCAAAGAUAUACUACAUUAAUGUUAACGGAGUUUGCUACAAGUACUAUCCUGAGGCGAAGACGUACGCCCAGGCUCAACAGACGUGUGCCGCAGAUGGGGGACUGUUGGCCAUGCCAAAAGACGAUCAGACCAACAAUCUUAUCAACAGCCUUGGAUCUGGAAACCGCUGGAUCGGGCUGACGGACGUCGCCAACGAAGGCCAGUGGGUGUUUGAGAACGGACAGGCCCUGGAGUCAAAUGGUUAUUCUAACUGGAAUUUAGUGGAACCGAAUGGUGGCAGUGGAGAAAACUACGCUGCCUUCUCGUGGACUGGGUCAGGGUGGCAGGAUUGGCCAGGGAACUCGGCAAUGCCAUUCACCUGUCAGAUAGGUGAAGAUUUGGAAUAA
Molecule: messenger RNA, 973 nt
Organism: Branchiostoma floridae (Florida lancelet)
Lineage: Eukaryota; Metazoa; Chordata; Leptocardii; Amphioxiformes; Branchiostomatidae
Product: neuronal pentraxin-2-like
Exons: 4
Coding region: 92-973 (293 amino acids)
Source: RefSeq, a predicted model, not a curated record